Plasmopara halstedii is the source of this 1314-nucleotide messenger RNA. Its product is annotated as chromate transporter. Gene Ontology annotation, molecular function: chromate transmembrane transporter activity. The transcript is spliced from 5 exons. The record is from RefSeq and is a predicted model, not a curated record. Gene Ontology annotation, biological process: chromate transport. The coding region runs from base 1 to 1314 and encodes 437 amino acids. Lineage: Eukaryota; Oomycota; Peronosporomycetes; Peronosporales; Peronosporaceae.
AUGUCCCGUCUUGAGACUAAGCCGUUGCUACCUUUGGGCACGGCGAGCUCGCUGCACAGCGGUGAAUCAUACGCACAGCGGCUGCUUUCGAUACCCCGCGAGGUGAUUCCGCUUUCUUUGUUCGCGUUUGGUGGACCUCCAGCUCAUCUUGCGCUUGCUCACGAUCGAUUCGUGUAUAAACGGAAGUGGCUGACCGACGAUAGAUUUUUAGAAGUUUUAUCAAUCGCUUCGGCUAUCCCUGGCCCGACAUCGACAAUGACAAUUUCCGCUAUAGGGCUGCUCCGCGCUGGUCCAUUGGGCGGAAUAUUUGCCUUAUUCUUUUGGGCUCUACCUGGUUGGAUUGUCCUGACGAUCGCUGGCAUUGGUGCCAAGUAUCUUCGAGACGGUCUUCCCGUAUGGUUGAUUGGAUUAGCACCCGCUGCCGUGUCGAUUGUUGUAAUUGCAGCUGUCCGACUAUGGCAAAAAGCAUGCGAGGACGAUUCGGCAAAGAGCUUUGUAGCUGCGAUAUCAGCAUGCGUGGUGCUGGCCACGCAAGGUUUAUCUUCGCUAAUCUUUCCUGUAGUCAUGGCAUCAGGUGGACUAUUUAUAUUACUUUCGACGAUGCUUGGCUAUUCGCAAUUUUCAAUUUCUAGUGAUCAAGUAGCCUUGAGCCAUAUUGAGAGGCACAUAGGAAUCCAUCCAAUUGUUGGCGCAAUGAUUGUACUUUCUUGGUUAGCAGGUUUAAUAAUGCUUGCAAAAUACCAUCCCCAGGAAAGUGGCGAGUACUCGCCUGUGUCACUCUUUUAUAGUUUUUACUGGAUUGGUUCCAUUAUAUUUGGCGGCGGCCAAGUGAUGCUUCCAAUGCUGCUGAACGAUAUAGUUUUGACCGGGUGGAUUUCAAAAGAACAAUUCUUGGUCGGUCUUGCAUUAGUGCAAUCUUUACCAGGGCCAUUAUUCAACAUUUCGGCGUAUAUCGGUGGACUUAUUUACGGCAUUCCUGGAGCCCUGAUCUCAAGCGUCGGUCUAUUCAGUCCCGGUAUUAUACUCCUCUUUGGAUUACUUCCGCUUUGGGAGCGUGUACGUCACAGCAGGAGCCUGCAAAUUUUUCUUUCUGGUGUCAAUGCGUCUGCAACAGGGCUUAUUGUCGCUUCCUUUUUUCUGUUGUGGGAGAAAGCAGUACGCACCAAUGCAAGUGCCGCUGUGGGUCUAGCGACAGCGUUAAUGGUUGGGGUAUUCCGUGUGCCUACAUCAAUGGCGAUUAUUGCUGGAGCCAUUUUGGGCUUCCUUUUAUCCUCAGCAGUCUUUAAUAUCGGCCAGAAGAAUUUUUGCGACUGA